UCCAUCAACUCCAAUCCUUACGUACAUACGUAUAACGUGACUGACGAUACAUAAUAGUUCAUUCUUCGACUUUCUUUAACAUCCAUUUCCUAGUGAUGCGCAAUGGAUUUAAAGCAGCCAUUAUCCCCACUAAUAUCUCAGGAUGCUGCCACCGCUGAAGAGGUUCCAAGCAUCGAUAUCCAUCAUCCUUGCUACCCAACACCACUAUUAAAUUUCCCCGCGCUAGACGACGGCGGUGCUGAUUAUAACUUGGUAUUUUACGCGUGUUGCAUCUUGGUUGGUAAUGCUUGGUUUCCAGUCAACGCGCGCGCAUAUCUUACCCUUACUCCCGAUCCCUCAAAUCCCAUCCCGAUAUCUGCAGAUGGGAUCCUCCGCGAGAAGAAAUACUGGCUUCACCUACCAGGUUGGUCUGACAAAGGCAAGUUCUUCUAUACUACUACUUAUACAUAAUAUCAUCUUAAUCGUAUUGAUCGCGAAGCAUAAUGUUAUCUAUAUUAAUAGCCAAUCCCAAUUAACAGAUCCGUAUCCCAUAACCCCAA
Molecule: messenger RNA, 539 nt
Organism: Hypoxylon trugodes
Lineage: Eukaryota; Fungi; Ascomycota; Sordariomycetes; Xylariales; Hypoxylaceae
Exons: 1
Coding region: 103-450 (115 amino acids)
Source: RefSeq, a predicted model, not a curated record